AUUCCCAAAUUUCAGAAACUGAAAUCGCAUUUCACACUACACGACACGGCACAUACAAAGUGAAAAAACAAAAUCCUCAUUUCGUUGGUAGCGGACCUCAGCUCAAACCUCAUCCAUGGCUUCUCUUGUGUGCAACGGCGUCUCGCCCUUGGCACCUCAACCCAGUCGUGAACCCAAACAGAAACCCCUCCUUCCCCCGACCCUGCCGACGAUGAGACAGAAACCGUCACGCUCCGUGGCGGUUCGCGCCGACGUGAGUUACGAGCGAGGCACUUCGACUUCGUCGGACGAGAAGAUCCGGGAAAUCCUCCGGAACCGCGACUACGACAAGAAAUUCGGUUUCAGUUUGGAGAUCGAUUCCUUCGCCAUCCCGAAAGGGCUCUCCCAGGAGACCAUCAGACUGAUAUCGACUCUGAAAGAGGAACCCGAUUGGAUGCUCCAUUUCAGGUUAAAGGCCUUCGAGAAGUUUCUAUCCAUGAAAGAGCCUAAUUGGUCUGAUAACACUUAUUCCCCUAUCGAUUUUCAAGACAUUUGCUAUUACUCUGCUCCCAAAAAGAAACCUUCCCUCAAAAGCCUCGACGAUGCCGACCCCGAACUCCUUCGCUACUUCGACAAACUCGGUGUCCCCUUGAACGAGCAGAACCGUCUCGCCAACGUCGCCGUCGAUGCCGUUUUGGACAGCGUCUCCAUCGCAACCACUCACCGGAAGACUCUGGAGAAGGCCGGUGUCAUUUUCUGUUCCAUCUCGGAGGCUAUUCGGGAGUACCCUGAUUUGGUACGAAAGUAUUUAGGAAGGGUUGUGCCCAGUGAGGAUAAUUAUUAUGCGGCUCUGAACUCCGCCGUUUUCAGCGACGGUUCCUUUUGCUACAUUCCCAAGGACACCAAAUGCCCUAUGCAGAUUUCCACCUACUUCAGAAUCAACGCGUUGGAAACGGGGCAGUUCGAGAGGACUUUGAUUGUUGCCGAUGAUAGGAGUUUUGUUGAGUAUUUGGAAGGGUGCACGGCGCCUUCUUAUGAUAGGAACCAGCUUCAUGCUGCUGUGGUUGAGUUGUAUUGCGGCGAGGGUGCCGAGAUCAAGUACUCCACUGUGCAGAAUUGGUAUGCUGGGGAUGAGCGAGGUAACGGUGGUAUUUACAAUUUUGUGACUAAGAGAGGGCUCUGUGACGGGGCGCGGUCUAAGAUAUCGUGGACACAGGUUGAGACGGGAUCAGCCAUCACGUGGAAGUAUCCGAGUGUGGUUUUGGAGGGAGAUGAUACCGUUGGCGAGUUUUACUCUGUUGCUCUCACUAAUAAUUAUCAACAAGCAGAUACUGGCACCAAAAUGAUACACAAAGGGAAGAAUACCAAAAGUAGGAUUAUCUCUAAGGGUAUAUCCGCUGGACAUUCCAGGAACUGUUAUAGAGGCCUUGUUCAGGUUCAGUCCAAGGCUGAGAAUGCUCGAAACUCCUCCCAGUGUGACUCCAUGCUUAUUGGUGAUAAUGCUGCUGCCAAUACCUAUCCUUAUAUCCAGGUGAAAAAUCCAACAGCAAGAAUUGAACAUGAAGCUAGUACAUCCAAAAUUGGAGAAGAUCAAUUAUUUUAUUUUCAACAAAGGGGAAUAGACUAUGAAAAGGCAAUGGCUGCUAUGAUCUCUGGAUUUUGCCGUGAUGUCUUUAAUGAGCUUCCUGAUGAAUUUGGUUCUGAAGUGAAUCAACUGAUGAGCUUGAAGCUUGAAGGGUCAGUAGGUUAAACUGCUUGUUAAGCAUUGCAAUUUGGAAUUUGCUCGGGCCAUUGGUUCUUGAAAUUGUCGAAGUUCUUAGAGGUAGUGUAAUAGGAAUAAUGUGUACAUGUUGUAUAUAGAUGUUGUCAUGAAUUGUGUUGCAAGUGCCCGAAACAUAAUGAGUUUUGAACCUAAAUAUACGAUCACUGUCAUCCUAUAGUUUUGUUUGUUGUCGUUUCGCUCUGGAUUUCUAUUAUCCAUAUUUUAGUGCUAUGAUCACUGCCAUGAUCUCUACUCACUCUCCUUCCUCCUCUCUUUUUUAUUUAUAAUGCCUAUUUCAACCAUUAUUUGU
Messenger RNA from Abrus precatorius (Indian licorice), 2051 nucleotides. Its product is annotated as UPF0051 protein ABCI8, chloroplastic. The transcript has 2 exons. The record is from RefSeq and is a predicted model, not a curated record. Bases 116 to 1729 code for a protein of 537 amino acids. Lineage: Eukaryota; Viridiplantae; Streptophyta; Magnoliopsida; Fabales; Fabaceae. Gene Ontology annotation, biological process: iron-sulfur cluster assembly.